Molecule: messenger RNA, 2004 nt
Organism: Colletotrichum graminicola M1.001
Lineage: Eukaryota; Fungi; Ascomycota; Sordariomycetes; Glomerellales; Glomerellaceae
Product: fungal specific transcription factor domain-containing protein
Exons: 7
Coding region: 1-2004 (667 amino acids)
Biological process (GO): DNA-templated transcription; regulation of DNA-templated transcription
Molecular function (GO): DNA-binding transcription factor activity, RNA polymerase II-specific; DNA binding; zinc ion binding
Source: RefSeq, a predicted model, not a curated record
AUGCCAGCAGAGAAAGCUCCGCGGGGACAGAUCCGCUGUUCUCGCACGUUCCCGUGUACUAGCUGCUCCUCCGCGUUGGCCAAGUGUGAGUUCCGGGAGAGCGACUUCAAGCGACCGCCCGUGUCGCGCGAGAAUGUUGCGACGCUCGAGUCCCGCAUCGCGUCGCUCGAGAGUCUCGUCGGCAGGCUCAAAACCGCGGAUAGUGAUGAGCGCAACCGGAUCCUGGACGACCUGGAGGACCAGGACUAUGUACCUUCGUUUUCCAGCCUGCCGUUGGAGGAUGAAAUCGCACUGAGUGAAGCCAUGACGAAGGCCUCAUUCCAGGAGAUGACUGACGGUUCACUAAUCUACCACGGGCCGACAAGCAUUUACCAGAAUGAAGCCAGCAGCCCGGCGUAUCCCCCCACCAGCUCGCCCACAGUUUCGAAGCCAUCAUUCGUCCACGAGAAUAGGGAAGUUCUGGUCAACGACACCAUGCGCCUCUGCAUAGGUCUCUUCUUCCAUUGGCAGUAUCCGGUGGUCAUGUUCAUCGACAGAGAAUCAUUCAUCCAAGAGUACGAAGCUAACCCCGUCAACGGUAACUACUGCUCGCCGCCCCUCAUUUACAGUAUGGCUGCAAUCGGCGCCCUCAUGUCGAGGGACCCGGAUGUCAAGGCAAAGUCACCUGGUUUUGCCGACACCGCACAAUCAAUACUGAUGACGAUCGAGUUCGGAGUCUCGAGACCAACAUCAGUCCAGGCCUUCCUCUGUCUCUCCUACUACGAGACCGGGGUGGGCAAUAUGUCCAAGGCCUGGGUCUAUACAGGCAUAGCUUACAGAAUGUGCCAAGACCUCGGUUUGCAGAGAGAUCUUGCACACUGGAGUCCUGAUGCCAAGUCCAACCUAUCAAGCCCUUUUCCUUUCAACAAUGAGUUUCGACGGCGCGUCUAUUGGGGCUGUUUUCUAUCAGACAAAAUGUUCAGUCUUUUCCUCGGCCGCCCGACCUUCUUACUCGAUCCCCCGAUUUGGGACAACUGGCUACAGGCCCAUGGCCUCGGGUUUCUGCAGACUGGGCAACCAGGCGGCCCGAGACUGACGCCGUGGUUCAACCAGAUGCUCGAGCUGGGUCGGAUAGUCCACGAUAUGCUGUCCAAGACCUUCGCCCCGAAAAAAAUGAAAGACCCUUCGGCUAGGAGAUGGAACGAACUGUCUCUGAGUAAGCUGAACGCUCGGCUGGUCGCGUGGCAUGAGGCGCUACCGAGUGAAAUGAGGUGGAAGAAGUGGACCACCAACAAAGACGUGCUCCAACCGCAUGUGGCCUGCUUGCAUACAUUCUAUCACUCCACUCGCAUCUGCCUGAAUCUGCCCUUCAUCACGUCCGUUCGGCAAAUACCUAGCGUCCCAGAUGGGGAGGCCGAGGACUUGACCAACCCGAUCAUCAAGUCGUUCAUCAUAUGCCAGUCGUCGGCGCAGAGGAUAGUCGACGUCUUACAGCGUUUCAGAGCCCAGCACACCCUCGAGAACACGCCUCUGAACUUCAUCGGCGCCACUAUUCUCGCGACAAACGCCGUCUUGGCCACGACACGGCGCCAGAGCAGCCCGCCGUCGUUGUUGAAGGAUACUUUGCUGCCUUUCCUGGACAGCGCCCUGGAAGAGCUGUCCUCGUCGUGGAAGCUUGCCGGGGAGGCGCGGCAGAAGGUCAGGAACGCGCUCAACUUGGCGCAGGUGCGGCAUCCGCAGUCGCCGGUCAGGACCAGACAGCCGGAUCGGGCCACCGACGGCAAAGACCGGGCCUGUGACCAGCCGCCCGUGGUGAACCCCGUUGAGGCGCAAGCCAGCGCGGAUCCGCCUCUGGAAAAGUCCUCGGGCCCAGAGGAGACUGUCUUGGACCCUAUGGGCUUGCUCGAUAGCGAGGCGGCCUACUGGGGGGGUUAUAGGAAUGAUAUGGUUGAUGUUUGGGAUGCGAACUUUGUCAACCAUCUAGCAGACGCAGACUGGCUGAAUCAGCCACACAUGCCAGAAUAA